AACUUUUAUUGGGGAUUUGUAAGGAAAAAAGUUAACUGCUCAGUUGGCAGGACACUAAAAUUGACACAAGGCAGAAAAACGAAGCUGAGCAUGGCGCCCCCGGCCACCGUCCUCCAGAUGCUGCGCAGCCUGAGCACGCCGCGAGUCCUCACAACCAUCCAUUACCACGGUGCAUUGGGUAAUCAUCACCUGCAGCAGCGCCGUUCAAUAUCCACUUCGCCGUCAAUUCCUUCACCGCUUUUCUCCCUGUCUCCGUUUCUCCACACAGCCCGCAGCUAUAGCUCGGGCACUAAGCAGGAAGCCGCUUCAGCUGGCGGAGAAGCAGCAGCAGCAGGAGCAGCAGCAUCUCACGGACCGACAGUGAAUGCCAAUGCCCCGCUGCUGGCCAAGUUGUUUCCACAGACCUCUCCAGAGGUGGACCGCGGUGGAGAGGAGGAGCGCAAGAAGCGCGAUGAGGAGGAAGCCAAGGAGAAUGAGCGCGCUUGGAAGCGCAUGAAGUUGGGCUUCGCAAUCUUUGGCGGCGGAGGUUUGGCCACUGCCCUAUGGGCCGUCUACGAGUUUGGCAAGCCCCAGGUGGACGAAAAUGGCCAGGUCAUCGAGGAUGAGUUAAUGGACAAGCCACUGGUGCAACAGUACAUACAGCGCAUGUGGAAGAGCAUGUACUAUUACCAGAAAAUGAUCCAGGAACCGUCGCGGGACAAGCUUCUGCCAGAUCCGCUCAAGCCACCCUAUAUCCAGCCGCGCUAUACGCUUGUCCUGGAGAUGAAGGACGUCCUAGUGCAUCCGGACUGGACAUACCACACAGGCUGGCGGUUCAAGAAGCGACCCGGUGUUGAUCACUUCCUGGCCGAGUGCGCCAAGGAGUUUGAAAUCGUUGUCUUCACCGCCGAACAGGGCAUGACCGUGUUUCCCAUACUUGAUGCCUUGGAUCCGAACGGAUACAUCAUGUACCGCCUGGUCAGGGAUGCCACGCACUUUGUGGACGGCCAUCAUGUUAAAAACCUGGACAACCUGAACCGGGACUUGAGCAAGGUGAUUGUCAUUGACUGGGAUGCGAAUGCUACCAAAAUGCAUCCGGAUAACACAUUCGGCAUUGCCCGCUGGCACGGCAACGACGACGACGGCCAAUUGCUGGACCUCGUUUCCUUCCUCAAGCUAAUUGCCCAGAGCAAUGUGGACGAUGUGCGUGAAGUGCUGCACUACUACCGCCAAUUUGACGACCCCAUUAGCCAGUUCAGGGAGAAUCAGCGCAAGUUGGCCGAGCAAAUGGAGGAGGCGGAACGCAUCGAGCAGACCAAGGCCAAGCCCAUGGUCAAACAAUGGUCGCGCAACAUUCUGGGUCGUUAGAUGCACCAGCCAGCCCGAGACACCAUUCUUCUGCCAUAUAUAUAUUUGUUUUCUUAAAAAAUAGAAGGAUGCUUAAAUACCAAAA
This is a messenger RNA of Drosophila serrata, 1432 nucleotides long. RefSeq names its product mitochondrial import inner membrane translocase subunit TIM50-C-like. NCBI's taxonomy places the organism in Eukaryota, Metazoa, Arthropoda, Insecta, Diptera, Drosophilidae. The record is from RefSeq and is a predicted model, not a curated record.